AUGUCUGCUGUCAACCCAGUUAACCCCAAACCUUUCAUGCAAGAACUCACUGGGAAACCAGUGUUCGUUAAACUAAAAUGGGGGCUAGAGUACAAGGGUUAUCUUGUCAGCACCGAUGGGUUCAUGAAUCUUCAAUUGGCAAACACAGAGGAGUAUCAAGAUGGAAAGUCUAAUGGCGCACUGGGAGAGGUGUUUAUAAGAUGCAACAAUGUGCUAUAUAUUAGGGAGGCACCCACUGACAAAUCCGAGUAGACGGCGGUCGUGUUGCGCGUUGUGCGUUGUCUCACCUCCACUCAGGAUUUCUGGUCGUCAAUGCGAGAAGCGAAUCACGUAUUUGCUAGUCUUGCUUGUAUUAUAUGUGACAUACUGGCGAAGUAUUCUUCCUCCUGUGCUACGCACUAUAUUGACUGUAGGGACGUCAAUCGAUCUAACGUAACUGAGAAAAUACAAUCGCUGAAACCUAUGCUUAGCGUUGUAAACAUGACCUCAGUAUCGCUUCGGCUCUUUCCAUAAACGCAACAUAUAUUGCCCUUGCGACUAGGAGCGCUCCACCAUAUCUGCCUCUG
Messenger RNA from Guyanagaster necrorhizus, 566 nucleotides. RefSeq names its product small nuclear ribonucleoprotein SmF. Gene Ontology annotation, cellular component: pICln-Sm protein complex; U1 snRNP; catalytic step 2 spliceosome. The transcript has 5 exons. Gene Ontology annotation, biological process: mRNA splicing, via spliceosome; spliceosomal snRNP assembly. The record is from RefSeq and is a predicted model, not a curated record. Gene Ontology annotation, molecular function: RNA binding. Bases 1 to 252 code for a protein of 83 amino acids. NCBI's taxonomy places the organism in Eukaryota, Fungi, Basidiomycota, Agaricomycetes, Agaricales, Physalacriaceae.